Adineta steineri is the source of this 757-nucleotide messenger RNA. NCBI's taxonomy places the organism in Eukaryota, Metazoa, Rotifera, Eurotatoria, Adinetida, Adinetidae. The record is from the annotation of a GenBank genome assembly.
AUGGGAUGCGUUAGUUCCAAAUCAGAAAAACAAAGUCGUUUAAAUUGUGUAGGCCUUAAAAGACGGCGCAGCAAAGAUCGCAAGAAUGCGUAUAACACUAUAACCAUUAAAAAUGAUAACAAAGUAGAAACAGAUAAAGUGCAACAACAGACAGGUGAGUCAUCCAAAAUAAAGCACUAUGUGUGUCAGCAUUCUGGUUGUAAUAAUCGAUGCGAUGGUAACUGUCUUGAUAGUGAUGAUGCUCGUGAUCUUCUUUAUUAUUUUCGUUAUCUUCAUCUUCGUGCUCGUCUUGAUCCUCGUCGUCUUGAUCCUCGUCGUCUUCGUUAUCGUCGUCGUCUUCGUGAACUUGAUCGUGAAUUUGAUCGUGAUCAUAAUGGUCUUGGUCGUGAUUAUGGUUUUUGUCGUAUUUGUGGUCGUUUUGAUGGUGAUGAUGAUGGUGAUGGUGGUGAUGGUAUCUAUCGUUAUGAUCUUUAUGAUCUUUAUGAUCGUAAUGAUCGUAGUACAUGCGAGAAAUGUGGCCGUGAUAGUAGUGAUAUUGGUAGUGGUGGUAGUAGCGUUAAGGAUAUUGAUAUUCUUGAUGCUGUAUUUGGUCGUCUUCUUAGAUGUAAACAAUGCAAUCAUGUUUAUUGUCAUGACUGUUGCUUUAAGGAUAACUGAUGUUACUUCAUUACCGCUAACUUUUCUUUUUUUCUUUUCCUGUCCUUAUAUAUAUAUAUAUAUAUAUAUCUUUUUUUCCUUUUCUUUCUCUCUCUAUGAU